Echinops telfairi (small Madagascar hedgehog) is the source of this 6310-nucleotide messenger RNA. It is a transcript of the gene PDGFRA, whose product is annotated as platelet derived growth factor receptor alpha. The transcript has 22 exons. Gene Ontology annotation, biological process: protein phosphorylation; embryonic cranial skeleton morphogenesis; positive regulation of kinase activity. The coding region runs from base 147 to 3185 and encodes 1012 amino acids. Gene Ontology annotation, cellular component: signaling receptor complex. Lineage: Eukaryota; Metazoa; Chordata; Mammalia; Afrosoricida; Tenrecidae. Gene Ontology annotation, molecular function: platelet-derived growth factor binding; ATP binding; platelet-derived growth factor alpha-receptor activity. The record is from RefSeq and is a predicted model, not a curated record.
UUACAAAACGCGGUUUUUGAGCCCAUUACGAUUGGAGCCAGGGAGAGAGAAACCAAGGCGGGCACUGCAGGCUGUGGGCACCCUGCGGGCUGGAUGUGUAGGAGUUCCAUUACAGACUGACUUCGGAGGAGAAGUUUUGCGGAGCGAUGGGGACCCCCCGACGGGCACUCCUCGUCAUAGGCUGUCUCCUCACAGGGCUGGGCCUCGUCCUCUGCCAGCCCUUGCUGCCCGCCAUCCUCCCCAACGAGAGUGAAAAGGUCAUGCCGCUGAAUUCGUCUUUCGCUCUGCGGUGCUCGGGGGAGAGCGAAGUCAGCUGGCAGUACCCCGAGACCGAAGGCCAGAACGUGGAAAUCCGGACCGAGGAAAACAACAGCGGCCUUUUCGUGAAAGUGCUGGAGGUGACCAGGGCCUCGGCGGCCAACACGGGCCUCUACACGUGCUACUUUAACAACACGAAGCUGGACGAGAGUGAGGUCGAAGGCAGCCAGAUCUACAUCUACGUGCCAGACCCAGGUAUAGCCUUCGUACCUCUGGAUGUGAUGGAUUACUUAGUCCUGGUGAUUGAGGAUGACUUUGCCAUCAUACCAUGUCGCACGACGGACCCGCAGACCCCAGUGGUCCUGCUCAAUGAGGCUGGGGUGGUGAACGUCUCCUACGACAGCAAACUGGGCUUUAACGGAACUUUCAACCAUGGGCCUUACACAUGUAAGGCCACUGUCAACGGGAGGACCUUCUACACGCCCCCCUUCAACAUGUAUGCUUUAAAAGCAUCAGAUCUCGACCUGGAAAUGGAAGCUCUUAAAACGGUGUACACGGCCGGGGAGAAGAUUGUGGUCAGUUGUGCAGUCUUCAACAACGAGGUGGUAGACUUUCAGUGGACUUACCCUGGACAAGUGAGAAAGAAAGGCCUCAUACUGCUCGACGAGUAUAGGGUGCCCACCCUGAAGCUGGUGAACACACUGACUGUGCCCGAUGCCACGGUGAAAGACAGUGGGGACUACCAGUGCACAGCCACCCAGGCCACCGGGGAGGUCAAGGAAAUGAAGAAAGUCACCAUUUCUGUGCAUGAGAGAGGGUUUGUUGACAUCCAGCCUGACUUCAGCCCGUUGGAAACUGUCAACUUGCACGAGGUGAAGCAUUUUGUGGUGACCAUAGAGGCCUACCCUGCCCCGAGCAUAUCCUGGCUGAAGAACAACCUGACGCUGAUUGAAAACCUGACGGAGAUCACUACCGAUGUCAAAAAGGUUCAGGAGACAAGGUAUCGAAGUAAGUUAAAGUUGAUCCGUGCGAAAGAAGAAGACAGCGGCCAUUAUACCAUUGUGGUUAAAAACAAAGAUGAUGUGAAGAACUAUACUUUUGAACUAAUAACUCAAGUUCCCUCCUCCAUUCUGGACUUGGUUGAUGACCACCAUGGCUCUACCGGGGGACAGACUGUGAGAUGCACGGCUGGAGGAACCCCUCUUCCUGACAUUGAGUGGAUGGUUUGCACCAAUAUUAAAAAAUGUAACAAUGAAACUUCCUGGACCGCUUUGGCCAACAACGCCUCCAGCGACAUCAGCGUGGUCCACUCUCGAGACGGGAAGACCGUGGAGGGCCGAGUGACCUUUAUCAAAGUGGAGCAGACCUUCUCCGUGCGGUGCCUGGCUAAGAACCUCAUUGGGGCCGACAGCCGGGAACUGAAGCUGGUGGCUCCCACUCUGCGCUCGGAACUCACCGUGGCCGCCGCCGUGCUGGUGCUGUUGGUGAUCGUGAUCAUCUCACUCAUCGUCCUGGUCGUCAUCUGGAAACAGAAGCCGAGGUAUGAAAUCCGUUGGCGUGUCAUUGAAUCCAUCAGCCCUGAUGGACAUGAAUAUAUUUAUGUGGACCCCAUGCAGCUGCCUUACGACUCAAGGUGGGAGUUUCCAAGAGAUGGACUAGUGCUUGGUCGUAUCCUGGGCUCCGGUGCAUUUGGGAAAGUGGUUGAAGGAACAGCCUAUGGGUUGAGCCGGUCUCAGCCUGUGAUGAAGGUAGCCGUGAAGAUGCUAAAACCCACCGCUCGAACCAGUGAAAAGCAAGCUCUCAUGUCGGAGCUGAAGAUCAUGACUCACCUGGGACCACAUUUAAACAUCGUGAACCUGCUGGGAGCCUGCACCAAGUCAGGGCCUAUUUACAUCAUCACCGAGUAUUGCUUCUAUGGGGAUUUGGUCAACUAUUUGCAUAAGAAUAGAGAUAGCUUCCUGAGUCAUCACCCAGAGAAACCGAAGAAGGAGCUGGACAUCUUUGGGUUGAACCCGGCUGAUGAAAGCACACGGAGUUACGUUAUUUUAUCUUUUGAAAACAAUGGCGACUACAUGGACAUGAGGCAAGCCGACACCACCCAGUACGUCCCCAUGCUGGAAAGGAGAGAGGUCUCUAAGUAUUCGGACAUCCAGAGAUCGCUGUACGACCGCCCAGCCUCGCACAAGAAGAAAUCAAUGCUAGAAUCAGAGGUCAAAAACCUCCUUUCAGAUGAUAACUCAGAAGGCCUCACCUUGUUGGAUUUGUUGAGCUUCACAUAUCAAGUUGCCCGAGGAAUGGAGUUUUUGGCUUCAAAAAAUUGUGUCCACCGGGACCUGGCCGCUCGCAAUGUCCUCCUGGCUCAAGGGAAGAUCGUGAAGAUAUGUGACUUCGGCCUGGCCAGAGACAUCAUGCACGAUUCUAACUACGUGUCAAAAGGCAGUACCUUUCUCCCCGUGAAGUGGAUGGCCCCUGAGAGCAUCUUCGACAACCUCUACACAACCCUGAGUGACGUCUGGUCCUACGGCAUCCUGCUCUGGGAGAUCUUCUCUUUGGGUGGCACCCCCUACCCUGGCAUGACUGUGGACUCCACUUUUUACAACAAGAUCAAGAGUGGGUACCGGAUGGCCAAGCCCGAUCAUGCCACCAGCGAAGUCUACGAGAUCAUGGUGAAGUGCUGGAACAGUGAGCCCGAGAAGAGACCCUCCUUCUACCACCUCAGUGAGAUCCUGGAGAACCUGCUGCCCGGCCAGUACAAGAAGGUGGGUCUGGGUUUGUCAAGCUCACAGACGUCCGAAGAGAGUGCCAUCGACACAGGGUCCAGCAGCUCCACCUUCAUCAAGCGAGAGGACGAGACCAUUGAGGACAUUGACAUGAUGGACGACAUCGGCAUCGACCCCUCAGACCUGGUGGAGGACAGCUUCCUGUAACCGCUGGCUUCCGGGGGCAUCUUUCUGGCCAGGUGCCACCUUGGGAUCCCGUCAAGAAAAACCACUUUCUUGCAAUGCGGAGGUUGAGAGGAGGACUUGGAUGAUGCAUGAGGAGCACUUCCCGGCCAAGGGCCUUGGGGAGCCUUCUGACACUGGCUGGACGGGACAGCUGGAAGCGAAUGUCUCCCUCGUGCAUCUCAGUAGCCUCGCAGCAGUGCGUGCCAUCUGGAGGGAGAUGGAUGGACAAGGGGAGAGAGAGGCCACAGUAGACAAUCUUUGUGUCUCAAGGGCAUUGGAGAGAUUCCCAUGUACACAACUUCCACAGCAACGAGGCUCCAGCAUUGUAAUUAUGUAAAUAACUCUUAACCAAGGACAUGCUUAGAUGUUUAUUAACGGUCUUCCCUGGGUUUCUGAAGAGACGGCGCCAGCCCUUCAUGUACUUCUCGCUGGAAACUCGGUGUCGCUGCUGUUGAAUUCUCCUGUGAAAUACACACAAAACCACUUUUUGAACCCAAAAGGUACUGCGACUGUAGCAUUUUCCUUUGAAAAUUUUUAGUGUUAAAGAGAGAAAGGAUCAUCAUUAACCAGCCUUCUUUAAUCGAUUUGGGUCCUUUAAAAGCCCAACAACUCAUUUUCUUAUUGUAAUCUAGGUUUGUAAUAGUAACGACUGCUAUCAGUACUGCUCAAUGUGUAACCUGUAACAUGUUUCCCCUCCUGAAAAGCACAAUUGAAAAAAAAAUCCUUACUUACCAAGUAGGUGACAAGUUUGCUGCAUUUGGGGUUUGUAUAUUAAAUAACCUGUGUUUCUCUAUAUGAUAUGGUAAUAGCGUUAGUGGAUUAAAUGUAGUUGAGCCUGGAGAACAAAGCGCAAGUCGAGUCUUCCUGGAAGUCCAUUUUGGGGUACUAAUAGGUUCCCUGGUCAACUGGACUCCAAGGUCAUUAACCGCAGAGCACAACCAGCACAAGAACACCCCGAGUGCUUUCAGUGAAGGCCAGAGACUUUCCGUCUCUUCCCAAUGACAGACAGCACCAUCAGCCGAAACCCUGGGUCUGCCGAGCCUUUGAUGGCUGCGUGGUGUGAACAGUGAUGGAGCCCAGCGUUCACGGCUUCCCUUCUACAAAACCUAUGAGAAUCAGGAGGGUACUACCGCCAUCCGCCUCGUUCCCACAGUUCUUACCUCAAGGAGAAGCAGGCUGGACCUCUGAGGCAGAAAGGCGUUGUGUCGUGACUGGUAGCCUGGGUCACUCGAUCCCUGUUUCAGAGCUUCAGGUGUGUUGGGUCUGGAGGGAGCUCACUGCCAUCAGGCCGAUUCUGACCCACAGUGACCUUUAAGGUCAAAGGCAAGGUUGAGCUGCCCCUGAGGGUUUCCGAGUCUGUAACUCUUUCCAGGAGUAGACAGCCUCAUCUCUCUCCUGCAGAGUGGUGCUGGUUUCCCAUCGUUGACCUUGCGGUUAGCCCACUGUGCCCUCAGGGCAAGAACCUGCUGUUUCAUAAACAAGUUCUGGUCAGCCACCUUUGGGUCGCGGCCCGCUUAGGUUACCGAGGGUUGCCAUGUGGGGGAGGUAAGAGAGCAAGCACACCAAACAGCUCGCACCUGGAACUGACCUAGAAGUCAACCACUCAGGGCGCCGAGCCCUUCAGCCCUCAGCUGUGGGUCUGUUGCAUUUAAUGCCACGUCCCCAGGGAGUGGGGCCCUUAAUUUAGUCUGAGGCUGAGAAAGCAGACAUCCUGGCCGUGGCCUGGUCUUCCCAAGGUAAAGCUACCAGUUCCUUGAGGGUACUGAGUUUGAGGCUAAAAAAAAAAAAAAAAAAAAAAUCCAGGGAAAGCCUGUUUGAAAACGGUGCCAUUCAGCGCGUCAAAUUUCUGUUGAACCGGGUCGAUAUUUCGGUAGGGGGGGUGGGGGGUGGAGGAAUGCAGAUAAUUGACUGAUUCCCCACCCCCCUUAAAGUGAAAUGGAAGGAUGAAUUGUCAAAUCAAGCUAAAUUCUUGACCUCCUGGUUGGUGCGGCCUCCCUGGGCUGCUCUGUGGCCCUGCUUCAUGGCUGACGCCAUGGACAUGAACUGUGGGCUGGGAAGGCUGCAGUCACUAUGUGUGCUCCUGGCAGGGGAAGCUUUGGAAGCUGUAGAAGCAAUGACAAGGUAUUUGACUACCUACUGGUGUAAUCUUAAUGCAAGCCCCGGCUUUCAGAUCCACCUUCCCUCCCCACCCCCACCCGUACAGUAAAUGUGAAAGCUGAACCCAAUGGGCCAGUGAAGGAAAACCAGACCACACUUUGGAGAGCCGAUUAGACUUGAAAGAUGCCUGUAUUUCUGGACCGUCAGUUCAAGCGUUUGGGUUUCCCCUUCCUUCCUGGUGCUGUGCAUUUUCCUGUGCCUUGGGGUGCCUUGUCUGACGGCCAGAGGCUGGAGGCAAACUCUCAGACCAGCCGCGUCCAGUCCUGACAAACGCUCCCACCCAACGGAUGUGGGGACCCCGUGUUUGUCCAGUGUUUCCAGUGUAUCACAGAUUUGCCCCUCACUCUCCCCCCGACCUGCCCUGCCUUUUUUUUGGUGGGGUAGAGUGGGAGACCCCCCUGAAAAUUCCCCAGAAGGAAAUUUGCCAAUCCUUCUGUUUUCUGUUUCUAAGAUGACAAUCAAAGCUAGCCCAAGAAAGAAACACUGCAUGGAGAGUUUCUUAGUUUUUAAUGCUCCACGAUGUCCUCAAAAAUGUGGUCUGCCAGCCUGUACAAAAUGGUCCUGUUUUUGUGUGCAGAGGGAUGUGCGAUAACAUGAUGUUAUACAUCAAUAUGUAUAUAUGAAUUUCUAUAGAGACUUGGAGAAUACUGCCAAAACAUUUAUGACAAGCUGUUUCACUGCCUUUGUUUAUAUAUAUUUUUUGACUGUGAUAUUCCCCACAGGCACAUUAACUGUUGCACUUUUGAAUGUCCGAAAGUUCUAUUUUAGAAAUAAGAAAGAGAAAAAUACUUAAGUGUUUCCCCAAAACAAUGUUGUGGUGAAUGUGUGCAAAUGACUAAUUGGAUUGGGAGGGUCCACUGGUACAAGAUGUAUUACAAAAGCCCCCAAAACCUGUAAAUGAAGAUCUUUAUAUUUCAAUAAAUGGUAUAUAUAUAUAUAUGUUAAAGCUA